CACAAGGUACCGUUUGAGCAAAAAGUGAGCAAAGUGAUGCUAGAACCAGCUGAAACGGGCAGACAGCCAACGAACACCCGAUUGUAGGCUCGUACCGUUAAAGCCUACAAACGGUAUAAUGUGGAUCGCGCGCGUGCGCAGGAAAAGUGAACUGGCCAGCUGGCAACCAAAAGUUUGUUUAUCAACACGGCAAAGGAGCAGCAGUGGAGACAAAUAGCUCAGGGGCCAGAAAUGGAUGCGUAUCUUAAUACCAACAUAAGGCUACGUAUCACCGAGCAGUCUAAGCGAAUAGGUGACAGCAAGGUGGCGCAACUUGUCAAGAGUUACAACUGGCGAAAGAAUAAGUCUGCUACCGCAUUCUUAGUGGUUGUUGGUUUAGUACUCGUGUUGUUAUCGUGGCGUCCCUCCGUGUCACAGUUGUUUACAGAUGAUAGGUCUUUUGAUGUGACCAAAGGGUGGUAUAACAAUAACUAUGACAAUGUUGCUCGAAGUCAUUCAGGUCUUAAUUCGAAAUGCAUCGAUUUCUUUACAACAGCGGAUGGCUCUAUCAAUGCUGGCGGUAGUUUAUCGUCAGAGAUGACCAUUUCUGAUAUCAGGGUCUUUAUGGAGUGCUUUGUGACCAAUCCUCAUAGUGCCAAAGGUGACUUUUUGGCUGUGGCGAAGGAGAUCAAGCGUACAAUGUUGCAGUGGUCGACAGAUUCUUUGCCUGUUUACAAGAAGUUAGGGAAGAAGUUCCCAGAGGCCUCAAUUCCCUCUAUAAGAUCGGGUGCAAAGAUUUCCAGCAACCCAUGGCAGUCUACUCUCUACACGUUGUACCACUCUUUUAACGGUAAGGGAAUUGUGAUUCCUAUCAAAUCUCAGAGUGAUGUGCAGGACGUUGUUAAGAUGGCCAAAGUUUUGAGAGCUCUGAAGGUCAAGUAUCCAGUGCAAAUUGUCUAUGCGGAGAGUCUCGAUUCACAAGAUGAGGUCGACUUGCGCAAUGCCUUUAUGUCAAAUAUAGAGCCUUUAGAAGGAAGCACCAUUCGGGACUUUCCUCCAAUUAAAGAUGUCUGGACGGUUGAUAUCGGAAAUAUGGUUAGAGACCCUCUUAAGGGUGCUAUGAACAACGACGACGGUAAGCUUUGGUAUUUGGCUGCAAUCGCAUUCUCAUCGUUCGAAGAUGUGAUACUCUUAGAUAAAUCUGUGGUGCCAAUGUCCAAAAAACUGUUUAAAAAGCUCGAAUCCAGAGAGUACCGCUCAACAGGGUCCUACUUCUUCCCAAGCUUGAGACUGGAUAAAGAAGUGGAGGUUCUUGAGUUCAACGCACUCGAGAAAUGGUUCCCAUCAGGACAAGACAGUAGAAUAUUUGGAAUGAAUAGAGUUGGUAAUGCGGUUUUGAACAGCACAAGAAUCUUUGGUGAGAGAAGAGCCCAAGAGGUUGCAUCUGAUGUCAUCAUGCUGAACAAGAAGAAGCACUUUACCGGAUUGGUAAUAGCGAUGACGCUCAUAUCGAAGGGCUCGAGUAAGACGUUACAAGAUGACAUGGUAUGGAUAGGAUCGUUGGUUGACGGUUCGACAUCUUCCUUGUACAAGCAUCCGAUACCCGCUGGAAUUGUUGGCUCAUUCACAAAAAACAUCAACAGGAAAACCCACAAGCCUAGAGCUAAGGAGAUCUGUUCAAGACACCGUAUACAUUUCGACUCUUUAGAAGAGAACGGCAAGGAGAACGUUCUGUUCAUUACAAAUGGUGUGAGGAAUUGCGAUGUAAAGAGAAGAAAACUUGGGAAGGAUAUUAACAUGAAGUACUACACUUCUUUCAACAAAGAUGAGCGCAAAUUGGAAGAACACUUCCAGUCCCGUAUCGACUUCAACGCAUCCAUCAUUCCCUUAAGGCAGGAAAUCAAAGUGGAAAGCAGUAUACUCGAGUCCCCAUCUUCUCUUGUGAAAGCUAAGAUGUGCAACAAGAGCUUUUGGUGCGCUUAUGAUUCGGCUGGGGGUAGCCUGGAGGACGAGUUCCGCUCUGAUGUUAUAUACUUCUCUGAGGAAGAGGCUAAAAGGCUUGAGGACAUUGCUGAUCUACUUAUGUAAGCUAUUUUGUAAUUCUAUGAUUUGUUGUAUGACAUACUGUCACUACUGCGGUAUGAAUCUGUGGUGUCUUAUC
Williopsis jadinii is the source of this 2140-nucleotide messenger RNA. RefSeq lists its product as uncharacterized. Gene Ontology annotation, biological process: protein O-linked glycosylation. The transcript has a single exon. Bases 232 to 2067 code for a protein of 611 amino acids. Gene Ontology annotation, cellular component: Golgi apparatus. Lineage: Eukaryota; Fungi; Ascomycota; Saccharomycetes; Phaffomycetales; Wickerhamomycetaceae. Gene Ontology annotation, molecular function: alpha-1,3-mannosyltransferase activity. The record is from RefSeq and is a predicted model, not a curated record.